Triticum aestivum (bread wheat) is the source of this 1189-nucleotide messenger RNA. RefSeq lists its product as uncharacterized. Gene Ontology annotation, molecular function: protein-N-terminal-glutamate acetyltransferase activity; protein N-terminal-serine acetyltransferase activity. The record is from RefSeq and is a predicted model, not a curated record. Gene Ontology annotation, biological process: N-terminal protein amino acid acetylation. Bases 185 to 871 code for a protein of 228 amino acids. The transcript has a single exon. Gene Ontology annotation, cellular component: NatA complex. Lineage: Eukaryota; Viridiplantae; Streptophyta; Magnoliopsida; Poales; Poaceae.
CGCUCAGCCAGAGAGAGAGAGAGAGAGAGAGAGAGAGUACAGAGAUGGAUGAGCUUGCGCCACUGGACGCAGCACCACCACAACCGAGCCAGCCACAUCUCGCCAGAGGCAGACGCCGAGCACCACUGCCCCGACAGCCUCCCGCGCCUCCGCCACAGGCCCGCCUUGCAGGCCACUUGUGGCCAUGGACCAGGUCUUCGGCGCCGAGUACGUCUUCCUCCACGUCCGUCGCUCCAACCGCGCCGGCUUGAACCUCUACACCUCCACCCUCGGCUACCAGAUCCACGACAUCGAGGCCAAGUACUAUGCUGACGGCGAGGACGCCUACGACAUGCGCAAGAUGCUGCGUCAGCCCGUGCCCAAGAAGCACCACCGCCACCACGCCGGCCGCGGCUGCUGCUCCCACGAAUCCCCUACUGCCGCGGCCGCCGGCUCGUCCCCGACUUCCCCUUCGCCGGAGAAGAAGGCCGACGAACGCGAAGUCUCCAAUCACCGCUGCCAGAUCUGGCGAGCAACCGAGCCACCACUGCAAACCGACCAUGUAGCCCCCGUCGGCCACCCACCCACCAGAGAGGGGCUCCGCCACCACGGCAUGGGGAUGCUGCUCCCCGCCACCGCGCGCUGGGCCCUCCGCCGCAGGCCCGACCGUGGCAAGUGGGCCGCAGCUGGACGAGGCGCUUACCCUCCUUGCAGUCAACGCGAGCCGCGAGCAGAGGAAGCAGCGAGGAUGAGCAGUGCGGGGUCGGCCGGACUUGGAAGGGAAGCAUGCCUGGCGCAGGUGGCGAGGCUGUGGACGUCCAAAUCGGGACGGAUCCGAGGCUGUUGGUCGGGGGCGAGGCUGCUGGACGUCCGGAGCAUGGGCAGCGGCUGAGCAGGAGGCUAGAUCGAACGACGAUGGAGGAGCUCCAAAAUCUGAUGGUUCCUCACCGACAGAAGGGGUUCCUUCCCUGGAUAGAGAAGAAAAGAAGGUAGAGCAUCGGGUGGAUGGAGAAGAAGAGGAGGAAGCAUGGCGUGUUCUGGAUAAGGGGGCACGUAGUGGGAAGUGGGCGGUGGCUUGUUGUCGCUAGAUGAUGUGCUGGACCCGAAGCUGCUGGAUGCUAUGUAUGCACCAAUUUACAAUUUUUUUUGGAUGAACAUCCAUUAUAAUUACUUCCUCAUUAAAGAAAUAUAAACAUUCUUAUAUUUUUUA